AACAAUUUCACAGAGUUGUCUCUCUCUCUCUGUUUCUCACUCUUCCAGAUUUUAGUAGCUUCUGAACUUUCUUUUUUAUAAAAGAGAAAAAUGAGCAAGUUUUGGACUUUGCUCACUGCUCUUCACACAGGCGCUGGGCCUGUGGUGAUGUUAGUGUAUCCACUGUACGCAUCGGUGGUAGCGAUGGAGACCGCAACGAAAGUAGACGAUGAACAAUGGUUAUCCUACUGGAUCAUAUACUCGUUCCUCACACUCACGGAACUGAUUCUUCAAUCUCUUCUUGAGUGGAUUCCUAUUUGGUACUCGGUCAAACUUGUGUUUGUAGCUUGGUUGGUUCUGCCACAGUUCCAUGGCGCAGCUUUCAUCUACAACCGUUUGGUGAGAGAACAGUUCAAGAAACACGGCGUCUUCCCUCACCAACAGUCCAAGCCCACCAAGCCCAAGAUCCUUAAAUCCAUUUUCCCCCACAAGGAAGGGCACGCGGAGUGAGUAGACACAAGAAGCUUAACUAGUCUUGUGAUGGAGUUGGUGUUGGUCCCGUCUUGCCUAAUCUUACGUUUUACUUUUGUUUUGUUUAUACAAAAAAAAGGUUUGGGAAAGGAUGUGAUGAUCACUAAAUGAGUUGUGUGGUCGUUUUAAAGUAGUCAUGGCCUUUGUUGUUGUAUUGCCUUAGCUUCCACGCGUUUUUUCUAUUUUGGAAGGAACACAGGUGUUACGCUAUUGUUGUUCAAAAUCGUUUUCUAACUUUGUGAGAAUAAAUCAACCAUCUAUAUUACAUCAUAUCUGACGGAA
Eruca vesicaria subsp. sativa (arugula) is the source of this 792-nucleotide messenger RNA. Lineage: Eukaryota; Viridiplantae; Streptophyta; Magnoliopsida; Brassicales; Brassicaceae. The record is from the annotation of a GenBank genome assembly.